AUGAGGUGGAAAGGAUUCCAGACACGGUGCCAUCACAUCUUCAAGAACAACACAGGCUUGCUCUUGAUUGCUUUGUCACAAGCCUUCGGCUCCAUGAUGAGUCUCUUCGUGAAGAAGCUCAAUAGUGUGGAUCCUCCCGUCCCCAUGCUCGAGUUGAUAUGCAUUCGUAUGAUAAUCACUUGGAUGUGUUGUGUCAGCUACAUGUCACUCACAAAGAUACCGGAUCCAAUUCUUGGUCCCAAAGGCAUUCGCUUGCUUCUAGCAUUUAGAGGCGUGUGCGGCUUCACCGGCCUGUUCGGGUCAUACUAUUCCCUUCAAUACCUAUCACUAUCGGAUGCGACCGUACUUCAAUUCUUGGCGCCUAUGUGCACUGCGAUCGUCGGUGCCAUCGUCCUGAAGGAAGAGUUCAAGCGCAGCCAGGCGCUUGCCAGCCUCUGCAGUUUGGUCGGCGUCGUUCUCAUUGCUCGGCCCACCUUCUUGUUUGGCGGCAAGUCCUCGCCCACCGCGCCGGACUCCCAUCCUGUCUUAGACGGCAGAGGUGUGGUGACACUGCUUAUUCCCAUGUUUGGCGUUCUCGGCGCGACGGGAGCUUACACGUCGAUCCGUGCCAUGGGCAAACGUGCUCAUCCGAUGCACAGUAUAGUGGCAUUUUCUACUCAAUGCGUAAUCACAUCAACAGUAGCAAUGCUCCUUGUGCGGCCGCAUGUUGUCCUUCCGAACAGAGUGGAAUGGAUUCUAAUGCUCUUGGCCAUAGGUCUGUGCGGUUUUAUGGGGCAGAUGCUCAUGACGAUGGGACUGCAACGUGAGACCGCGGGACGCGGGACGAUGGCCGUAUAUGUUCAAGCACGUAUUAUAUUCGCCACGUUCAAUGACUUUGUUUUCUUCCAUUCAACUCCUCCUGCGCUCUCCAUCCUCGGGACUGUCAUCAUCAUGUCGUCCGCUAUAUAUGUUGCCCUCUCGAAGGAGGAUGUCGGUGCUCGCAAGCGACAUGGCAGUGUCGAUUCGACUUCGGGGGAUCCUGCAGAAGAAGGCCUGCUGGCUAAUGAAGAGGCUGAAGAUGCCGAGGCACUGAAGACCAUGGAGGACGGUCGGCUAAGCACGAGUGAAAUACAUGAUAGCGCGUAA
This is a messenger RNA of Laetiporus sulphureus 93-53, 1125 nucleotides long. Its product is annotated as integral membrane protein DUF6. The record is from RefSeq and is a predicted model, not a curated record. Lineage: Eukaryota; Fungi; Basidiomycota; Agaricomycetes; Polyporales; Laetiporaceae. Gene Ontology annotation, cellular component: membrane. The transcript is spliced from 12 exons. The coding region runs from base 1 to 1125 and encodes 374 amino acids.